Molecule: messenger RNA, 1425 nt
Organism: Magnolia sinica
Lineage: Eukaryota; Viridiplantae; Streptophyta; Magnoliopsida; Magnoliales; Magnoliaceae
Exons: 15
Coding region: 72-1265 (397 amino acids)
Cellular component (GO): Mis6-Sim4 complex; kinetochore
Source: RefSeq, a predicted model, not a curated record
CCAAUUGCCCUAAUCUCUCUCUCUCUCUCUCUCUCUCUCUCUCUCCAGAGGCCGCUCGCCCGAAUACAGGGAUGGAGAGCGACAUUGAUGAAUCAGCGAGGUGGAAAAUUGGGAGAAAACAUCUGGUUAUUGGAGAUGGUUCUGUCCGCAAGCAGCUGGAACAACUGAAGGGGAGGGUACAUUCUCUAACAGGAGAAGUGAGCUUUAUGCAGGAAGAAGAUUUACGGUUGGAGACUACCAGAGCAAGAUUGUCAAAUCUUAUCAAGAGGCACGAAGUGUUAGCAGAGCGUCUCUCAAGGGAUUCCGACAAGUUGGUUUUCGAGCGCCUGCAAAAAGAAUUUGAAGCUGCACGGGCUGCUCAGACUGAAGAGGUAUGUUUAGAUGGCGAGCAAUGGAAUGACGGGCUAUUAGCCACAAUUAGGGAGCGGGUUCAUAUGGAAGCUGAUAGGAAGGCAAUGCCAGGGAACGUGAGCAUGUUACCAGAUCCUCACUUUAACGGAAAAACUACUUAUAAAGCUGCUUGUUAUUCUUUUGAGCAGGUAAUUUGUUGUUUGGAAGGUGCGAGGAUUGGCAUACAGUAUGAGACAUCUUUUGCUGGAGAACCUUGUGAAAUCUAUCAUUGUGUUCUUGAAAGUAAAUCAUUUCUUGAAAAGAUGAGCGUCAUUGAACACACAGUUCCUUUCUUUCUUCCAAUACGAGAAGCUGAAAAUGACCUCCUCUCUUCUAAUGCAAUGAAAUUCAUAGAUUAUGUUGGAGAAAUUUUGCAAGCUUAUGUUGAUAGGCGGGAACAGGUUCGUCUUAUCAAGGAGUUAUAUGGGAACCAGAUUGGAGAGCUUUAUCACAGCAUUUCAUUCAGUUGGAUUGAAUUUGUAUUGGAGGAUUUUGAGUGCAAGGUGACAGUUAGUCUUCGAUACGCAGAUAUCAUUUCUGUACUACCAACUCGAAUCAGAGUCUUAGCAUGGCCAUUGCAUUCUUCCAAGAAAAUCGUAAUGUCACCAAUGGGAAUUAGGAAAGUAAACGGGCCAAAUGUAGGUCAGCCGAUUCCAGCUCGUCUUUCUUACGCGGAGGAUGCCUUGAGAACUAUGAGCCUGCCAGAAGCAUAUGCUGAAAUCGUAUUGAAUUUGCCACGGGCACUUCAACAGAUCUUUCCAUAUCUGGACAAGAAUACCAGCGAAAGGAGUACUGGAGUAGUUCCAUUGGAAAAAUUUCAGGUGAAGGAAGAACUUGGGAGAACGACCCACCAACUGCCAAACUCAUGUACCUAGUAUGAAAUGAACUUGCUGUCGCUGUGGCCUCACAACCGUACAAAUACGUCCCAUUAUAGAUGUCCCGCCGCAUGCGCUGCUACAAUGUGUUACAGGUUGCGUUGUGGUCACUUGUAAUCUAAACUCACUGAAUAUAUGUAUUGGGUGUCAUCUUUAACUA